UACGCGCUGAGCGCGGGUGGCAACGUGGUUAACAAGGUGAUCCUGAGCGCUUUCCCGUUCCCCGUGACGGUUUCGCUGUGCCACAUCCUGGCUCUAUGCGCUGGGCUCCCACCGCUGCUGCGCGCGUGGCGCGUGCCUCCCGCGCCGCCAGUCUCGGGCCCCGGGCCCGGCCAGCACCCGUCGCCCGGCCCGCUGUUGCCGCCACGGUUCUACCCGCGCUAUGUACUUCCUCUCGCCUUCGGCAAGUACUUCGCAUCGGUGUCGGCGCACGUCAGCAUCUGGAAGGUGCCAGUGUCCUACGCGCACACCGUCAAGGCCACCAUGCCCAUCUGGGUGGUCCUCCUGUCCCGGAUCAUCAUGAAGGAGAAACAGAGCACCAAGGUGUACUUGUCACUCAUUCCCAUCAUCAGUGGCGUCCUGCUGGCCACUGUCACUGAGUUGUCAUUUGACAUGUGGGGGCUCAUCAGUGCCCUUGCAGCCACACUGUGCUUCUCACUUCAGAAUAUUUUCUCCAAAAAGGUAUUAAGAGACUCACGGAUCCACCAUCUCCGGCUCCUGAACAUCUUAGGCUGCCACGCCGUCUUCUUUAUGAUCCCUACAUGGGUCUUAGUGGACCUCUCCGCUUUCCUGGUCAGCAGUGACCUGACCUAUGUGUACCAGUGGCCCUGGACGCUCCUGCUCCUGGCUGUCAGCGGUUUCUGUAACUUUGCCCAGAAUGUCAUCGCCUUCAGCAUCCUCAACCUCAUCAGCCCUCUAAGCUACUCGGUCGCCAACGCCACCAAGAGAAUCAUGGUCAUCACGGUGUCCCUGAUCAUGCUGCGGAACCCGGUCACCAGCACCAACGUCCUGGGCAUGAUGACAGCUAUCUUGGGUGUCUUCCUGUACAACAAGACCAAGUACGAUGCGAAUCAGCAAGCGCGGAAGCACCUCCUCCCCAUCACAGCGGGGGACCUGAACAGUAAAGAGCACCUUCGGAGCCCCCUGGAGAAGCCUCACAAUGGCAUCCUCUUCCCCCAGCAUGGGGACUAUCAGUAUGGCCGCAACAACAUCUUAACAGACCACUUCCAGUACAGCCGGCAGAGCUACCCAAACUCAUACAGUUUGAACCGCUAUGACGUGUAGAACCUAGAGGACAGGGUGGGCCGUCUGCGACUUCUCCCCCACACCCAGCAGUACGUCUGACAACCAGUGAAUGUAAGCCCAACCACAGGGAUGGUGCACAAACCAUCAGAGGACCUCGGGGUUCCCAGCCUCCAGGGCAGCAGGAUGACCUCCCUGCAGCAAGGAUCACCACCCUCAAGCUCUGAUGUUUCAUGCCUUUCCUUCUUGGAGUCUCUCAAGUCUCUCUGAGGGCACUGUGGAGAUCUUGGCUAGAUUUUACCUUUCUGCGUGGACUUAUUCUCCAAGUCAUUUAUUUCAGAGUUCUUGUUCUGCUUUCCAGAUAACUCUCUGGAAAGGCAGGAUUGCUGUGGAUACAGAUCCCAGUGCAGGCAAGGAGAUGGACUCAGUUUCCCUGCAGCCCCAUGGCCGUUUGCAGUUACUAGCAAGCACUCCCAAGUGAACAGCUAUUUUAGUUAGCAUUGAAUUCUUGGAAGCUGAUUAUUUGACCUGCAAAUCAGUCGGUAUGUGUGGGGACCCAGAAUGAGGGGCAGAGACGGGCAUUGCUUCUCUUGGGAUAGUAAGGAGGAGGUGAUUUAGAGGCUGGGGGAGGGAUCAUUAGGAAAUCAUGUUCAGUGUUUCAAGCUCUAUUUCUGUAAUAGUCAUUUUUGUCUUUUCUGGUGGGUCCUCACUGCUGUGAUGACUUCACGAGAUGUUGAAGAGGUAUUGAUUUUAUGAGGAUCUCGCAUUUUUCUAGGGAAUAUUUUGUAGUUGUGUGUGUUUAUGCCUUGGUCCCCAGGAGGGGACACAUGAGGACUAGCUUAUGAAUUGAAAACCCUUUUGUUUUUAAAUGUUUAAAAACAAGAAAAGUUCCCACUGGUGAUGCCUGUCUUGACGCAUUUUGGCAUUCCGUAGGAAGAAAUGGUGCUGAGAAGCGUCUCUCUAAUGACCACAAUCGCUGAAAGCGGAAUGAAUCAAAAACAUCUUAAUGAUUGUGUCAGACAAGAACACAGUGCUUUGAUUCCAUGGUCUAUUUUUGUGUUUACAUUGAAAUCUGAAUCAUGUCCUGGUAAAGGAGAAAAAGGGCAAGCACCAAGCUAAGAUCUGCUUUGCCAAAUGAGAUGCUUUGGUCAAGAAAAAGUUUAGGUUUUGUCAAGUUCACAUCAUCAGGAAAAUUAUGUGUGCCAAGGUCCAGGUUGGGGUCUCUAUCUUUGCUGGCAUCACGCAGGACUGUAUCCUCCUUCCCUGAGGGCACCACUGGUUGGAGUCCAUGAAGAUGGCUGGAUGGCUGCUUUCUUCCUUCAACACUGUCUCCAGCAGAUGGGAUGGGGAUCACCCUUUACCUCCUCGUGAGUGAGACGUUUCCCAGUUCAGAGAGGAAGUGACAUAGCUUAUGCUUGACUCCUGGUUGUUUUUGAUAAUUAGAAUUUUGUAUUUAAGAGGUUUCAUUUUGUCAACUCAUGAAUGGACCACUCCUGGAGAGGUCACGGAUAACUUUUAGCCUGUGAGUUUAUGAACCACCAGCCUCAGGAGUCUCCACUGCCUGUUGUUUGCUUGCUUAUAAUUACUUUGGCCAAGUUUUGAGAUGUGCUGUUUGAAACCUGAAAAGGCAAUCCUGAAGGGUGUUACUGGUGAGAAGAGCUCACUGGGUACCUUCCCCAGAGGUAGUCGAAUCUGCAGUUUUCUCACUGGUUAAUGAUUAGAGUAACUGACUCCUUGAACAUACAAUUGAACUCCAAAAUGAAUUAUGCCUCCAUUCAGCUUUAAUGAAAUUUCCAAUGUUGCUGAAAUUUGUUUAUUAGUUUUCCUUUUCCAGUGCAAGAUCUGCUGGUGAAAGGAAAUGACUGACUGGUUUUAUUAUGGUUUAUAAAUUAAUAAAUGGGAUAUUUAAUUCUGUGCAUAAAUUUACAGUAAGUAUAUACACUGGAAUGAAUGAGACAAUCAUAUCAGACCAAAUCAUCAAGUCAAAAUACAAAGACAUACUUUUGAGACUUGACAGUUCAGAGCUGGCAUUGACCUCUUGAAGGCCAGUUUUCUAGCCCUGGCCCACCACCCCCACCCCGCUCCCAUGUUCGCAUUAGCAGCUCUAUUUCCCUCACACUCCCCAAUGCUGGGGUUUUGUGGCGGUGAGUUCAGUUUACCCAUCUGUGGUGUGGUCUAGCCUACGACAAUAACUCUAACCCAACUCUUUCAUUUUACAAAGGGGAAACUGAGGCACAGAGGGCAUUUUUGAAUAGUGUUUUAUUGUGUUGAGACUUGGUGUGGAAUUUUUAAGCACCUUAAGUCAUUCAUUUUAGGGAAAAUCAAACCCGUUACAAAGGAGAGAAGCCAAAAUACGUUCCAGUGAAACAGCACGUGGAAUCCCUGACCUUUGCUGUGUAUUUGGCAUCCAUCAGGCAACAGGCCCUUUAUUAUCGCUGGGACGUAACCAGACCCGAUACCUUAAGGAUCUAACAGCCUUAAGGGCAUAGAACAUGAAAUUAUUAAAGGAUCUGAAAAUUGUGAAUUUUUUUUUCAAUUUUCACCUGUUUUCAAGACUUAAAUGCUAUAGACUUCUGUGGGAAUGAUACUAUGUUAUAUUCAUUGAUGGCAUUUACCAAAAAUAAAUGAUGAUCUCCAGGGAA
This is a messenger RNA of Pteropus alecto (black flying fox), 3722 nucleotides long. RefSeq names its product solute carrier family 35 member E1 (gene SLC35E1). The record is from RefSeq and is a predicted model, not a curated record. The annotation marks the transcript as partial. NCBI's taxonomy places the organism in Eukaryota, Metazoa, Chordata, Mammalia, Chiroptera, Pteropodidae. Gene Ontology annotation, cellular component: Golgi apparatus. The transcript has 6 exons. Gene Ontology annotation, molecular function: antiporter activity.